UUUCAAGCUAUAGAUCGUGGCCGCUUCCGCAACGUAUCACUAUCACGGACUGCGAAUGCUAUACUGAACUCUGUUGUGGGCUUGCGCGAAGUGUGACGUUCAGUCACUCGAGCAAACGGAGUGUUGGAUAAUCAGUGUUUUGAGUUUGUCCUGACUAUUCACCAAGCGUACCAAAAUGAUCCGGCAAAUCCUGCUGAAAAACGACAUUCUGGUAAAGCUCGUGGCUGCCAGAACCUACAGCCAACCGGCGGCACCUGCCGGUUCAAAAGGCUCGGGAUCUCCGGCAUCUCCCGCAGCACCAUCCGGAGAUGUUCCUGGGCUGAGCUCGCGGUGCGUGCAUAAGAAGGACGGUCCGGUAGGACCGGGUGCUGAGAGGAAUGGGACCUACAAAGUACCGGAGUACUUUAGCUAUGACCAAACAAGCUACUUCGAAGCUGAAAUCGAGAUGUCCAAAUUUCGUAUUCCGCAACCAUCGGCCAAGAACUGAGCAGUUCUGUCCAUUGUUGAUUGUAAAUAAGCACAGAAGCGUUCAAUAAACCGGAUAGUUGAA
Anopheles coustani is the source of this 550-nucleotide messenger RNA. RefSeq lists its product as uncharacterized. Bases 176 to 487 code for a protein of 103 amino acids. NCBI's taxonomy places the organism in Eukaryota, Metazoa, Arthropoda, Insecta, Diptera, Culicidae. The record is from RefSeq and is a predicted model, not a curated record. Gene Ontology annotation, cellular component: mitochondrion. The transcript has a single exon.